Messenger RNA from Ipomoea nil (Japanese morning glory), 1824 nucleotides. RefSeq lists its product as uncharacterized. The transcript has a single exon. The coding region runs from base 129 to 1583 and encodes 484 amino acids. Gene Ontology annotation, molecular function: protein binding. The record is from RefSeq and is a predicted model, not a curated record. NCBI's taxonomy places the organism in Eukaryota, Viridiplantae, Streptophyta, Magnoliopsida, Solanales, Convolvulaceae.
GCAAAUCAUCCGAUCCUGCGCCUUUUUCCUCAUAGUUCUCCUCUUUGGGGUUGUGAUUCUGCAGUUAGUUUCCAUUGCUCAAAAGAGUCUCACAAUUUAAUCCAAUUUUCCAAAAUUACAAAGACCCGAUGGAGAACUAUUCGUAUUCCUCGUACCCAGACUCCGUAAAUUCAUCGCCGCGAUCUCGAGAGAUCGACUGUGAGAACGCUUCAUGGGACGAGCCGCCUUCAUCCAACUAUAAGGUGAAGUUCAUGUGCAGCUAUGGAGGAAAAAUCCACCCCCGACCACACGACAACCAGCUCAGCUACGUCGGAGGUGACACCAAGAUACUGUCGGUCGAAAGAAACAUUCGAUUCUCGAGCUUUAUGUCCAAGCUUUCGACUCUGUACGAAGCCGAUGUUUGCUUCAAGUAUCAGCUUCCGGGGGAGGACCUUGACGCUUUGAUCUCGGUGACGAAUGAUGAGGACUUGGAGCUCAUGAUGCUCGAGUAUGAUCGGCUUCAGCGAGGCAGCAAUAAGCCGGCUAGGCUCCGGUUGUUUCUGUUUCCGUUCGGCUCUCCGGCGGAUCCUGGCUUUGGGUCCACCGACUCCAAGGCGGAGCGGCAGUGGUUUGUUGAUGUUUUGAAUUCCGUACAGAUGCAGAAUCUUGAAUCUAACUCUCAACCGGUCCCGCCGGUGGAAACUCCCGUCGGCGCGGCUGAUUUCUUGUUUGGUUUAGAUAAAGGGCAACAGCAAUUGCAAGGCGUUGGGAAGAUUAAGGAGCCGGCUCAUCAGCUGCCUCAGCGGCAGAGUGUCCCCGAAGUUUACGGGAAAGAAUUCCGUUCUGGCUCCGAGUGUGGAUCGGAGCACGUCAUGGGAGAGCCGGUGGUGACGCCGGCGGAUAUUCACCGCCAGAUUCAGGAACUCCAGAGGUUGCAGAUAUCAAGCCAGGAGCAAGCUAUGUAUAAUAGGAAGAGUAGUGAUGAGCAGAGCUUGAACCCCCCCAGGGUUUAUCCGGGAGAAUACUAUCAGCCAAAAGCUCCUAUCCCGGCGCAGGUGCCGGUGCCGGUGGCGAAUCAGGCGGCGCCUCUCUGGCCGGAGCGCCACAUCACUACCGGCUCUUACCCGACAAACGUGGCGCCGGUGGCGGCAAGCGAGCCGCCAGUUUACCUGGUCCAGACGCCGGCGGGAGUUUACCAAGCUCAGACGGUUCGACCCGUGACCGGUCAGGUCAGUCAGCCGUACUACGGCAUGCAGCGAGUGGUUCCGGAAUUUUACCGGGAGCAGGCGGUGUACGGUACGGUCCCACCGCCGUCGUCAUUUCAACAAUCGAAGAUAGCUGGGGGGCCCCACAACCCCGAAGUGCCCAUUGCCAUGGUGCGCACGGCACCUCCUCCUCCUCCACCCGACCACGUAUAUGCUCACGUCAGCUACGACAACGUAGGGCGGCAGAUUUACUAUACAGCUCCCGCCGGACUAAAUGUACUUCCGCAGCCGCUACAGCAUCCAGCUGCGGCGGCAAACUCCGCCGCGACGGAGGUGGACGUUAGACAGAGUGGCGGCGCGUUAUUCCCGGAGGGUAAAAUUGUGACCAAUAAGCCUUAGAGCAGGCGCCAGAGUUUUCACCUAUCCAGUUGAAGUUCAAGAAUUAUAUAAAAUUGCAUAAUAUAAUUGUACUGGUGUGGAGUUGCGUUUGUACAAAAAAAGCAUGUGGCAGUUUUUUUUUUUUUUUUUUUUUUUUUUUUUUUUUUUUUAAAGUUAGUUUAUGUAACCUUCCAUGAAAUGUGUUAUCAGUCUUAUCAUGAUGUUUAACUUUGCUUUAAAAACAUGCCCAGAGGUUUUCCAA